Messenger RNA from Peromyscus californicus insignis, 2337 nucleotides. RefSeq names its product granulocyte-macrophage colony-stimulating factor receptor subunit alpha-like. Gene Ontology annotation, biological process: cytokine-mediated signaling pathway. The coding region runs from base 1014 to 2198 and encodes 394 amino acids. Gene Ontology annotation, molecular function: protein binding; cytokine receptor activity. The record is from RefSeq and is a predicted model, not a curated record. Gene Ontology annotation, cellular component: external side of plasma membrane; membrane. The transcript has 14 exons. NCBI's taxonomy places the organism in Eukaryota, Metazoa, Chordata, Mammalia, Rodentia, Cricetidae.
GGGUGCUCGCGACUCCGUGAGUGGGUGCUGGUGACUCGGUGAGUGAGUGCUCGUGACACAGUGGGUAGGGUGCUUGUGACACAGUUAGUGGGGUGCUUGUGGCACGGUGAGUGCUGGUGACUGGUUUUAUGGAGUGCUUGUGGCUCAGCUGAGGUGCUUGUGGCUCAGUUGGUGAGUGCUUGUGACUUUUCGAGUGGGUACUUGUAACUUGCUGACUGUGGUGCCUCUCAAGCUCAGUCACUGGGGUGCUUAGAGCUGAGUGACGGGGGUGCUGGUUGCUCAGUGGAUACAGAGAUGACAGAUUGAUGGUCGGCAGAGCGUAUGUGUGUGGGAUGAUUGGCGGAGUGGAUGGAGGGGCGGGGCCAGUAGUGGAGCCUGUGGGUGAGCCAGACUCAGUGAUGAUGUCACUAAUGUUGGCUUGUCUGGACCCCAGAGCAUCAUGGGACCUCAUGACGUCACAAGUCUAAGCAGAUGGGGAGCAAAGGAUUUUGGGAGGGAGACACAAGCCACUGAAUCCUGAUGUCUCCAAGAACCCAAAUGGCCCUGCGCUGGACUGAGGGAUGGCGUCAUCGGAAGUGUUCAUGCCCCCAACCCAGAACAUGAUGGGACCUCAUGAUGUCACCAGGUGUCACUUCCGCCCUGUCCGUGAUUGACAGCCAUUGUUCCUGUAGCGUCAUCACAGGCUUGUGGACCAGGAGGUCAAUCAUCUGGACUUGGGCGAUGGACGGCAGGUGGUUGAUUGACAGGAGUUGGCUCCACGAUUUCCAGCACUCACUGCGCCUUCUGGUCUGGAUUGUGCCACGUGAUGCGUCCUGUGUUGUGCACGUUUCCCAACCUGCAGAUGAGGAAGCUGGGAGGGAGUCGGGACAGACUGAAAGACAGACAGCCGUACGGAGGUCCCUGCGGGCCUCCCACCUCUCUCCCCACGGCUCAGGGCUGCUCACCCUUGAGCCUGGGCAGGAGCACCGGGAGCAGGCCAUCAUUGUGGGCAAUCCCCUGCCGUCAGUGUCGCCAUGCCUAUGCCGUGUGUGGCCUUACUGUGCCAGGCCCUACUGUGUGCUGCUCUGCUUCAGGCUUCCGGCUCCAAGGCACAGGAGCUUCCAGCACUGACUCGCGGGGGAGCCUCGGUGCUGAACGUGACCUUUGACCCCGGGACCUGGACCCUGACCUGGAGCUGCGGAGGGCACGUCACUGUGAAGUCAUGCACUGCAACUUUCACCAAGAGUAACGGGAGAUUGGGGCGCCUGAAGAUACCGGACCCUGUGUGCCACUGCCAAUUCAAACCCCUGACCCUUCACCUUGGGGUCACGCUGGAGGUCAACGCAACUGUUAAUCACAUGCCUGUGCAUGAGAAGCUGAGAUACAUCAACAGAGGUGUAGAGGGGUCGGCAGCACAGAACCUCACAUGCUUCAUCCACGAUGCGCGUGUAAUGACGUGUACCUGGGGGGUAGGGCCCGCAGCACCUAGGGACAUCCAGUACUUCCUGCACAUGCGGAACACCACGGGUCACAUGCUGAUGGCAUGCCCUGCCUACCUGGGUGAUCAUGUGCACACGGGCUGCCGCCUGGAGGAUCUGACUCUGCUGCCACAUCAUGUGCACAUGACUGUGACUGGAUCCAGCCGGAUGUGUGACAUCAUGUUCUAUGACAUCACGCUGAACACCAAGCUCAUAGAGCGUCUCAGCCCCCCGUGGAACAUCUCUGUGGCCUGUAACUCCUCUCACUGCGUGGUCACGUGGUCCCAGCCACAGACGUGGAGUCACAUGAGUUUCUCGGACUUCCGGUAUGAGGUGGACAUCCAGAGACAGAACGCAGAACCCGGAAGUGCCAACCCUAAGGUGUGCAUCUCCAGUGAGGCGGAAAACAGAUACGAGUUCCCGAGUCCGGAGCCCAGGCUGGGUCACGUGGUCAGCGUGCGGGCUGGUGACGUGCGCAGCGAUCGCUGGAGCGCGUGGAGCCCCGGCUUGGCCUUCGGCUCUGAGGACCGUGGGGUCCCCAUGCUGCACGUGUACCUGACAGUUGUGACUGUGACCCUACUGUGCGCCUUGGGCCUCGGGCUGGCAUGUAAGAGGUUCGUCAGGAUCCAGAAACUUUUCCCCAAGAUCCCGGAAAUCAAGGACAAAAUCACCGAUGAUGACAGAGUCAACCCGGAGACCCUCAGGAAGGACUUAUUGCUGCAGACCGAGGAGGCCAACUAGGCUGUGACGUCAACAGGAAGUUCUGCCCACACUGCAGGAACACGUGGGCAGCUCCACCACACCCAGAAGUAGUUUCAAAUCUAAAACUGUUUUUCUUUCUUGUUUGUGGCUUUUUUUAUUAAAUCAGAAAUUAAUGUCA